Molecule: messenger RNA, 2536 nt
Organism: Osmia lignaria (orchard mason bee)
Lineage: Eukaryota; Metazoa; Arthropoda; Insecta; Hymenoptera; Megachilidae
Gene: Elp2
Product: elongator complex protein 2
Biological process (GO): tRNA wobble uridine modification
Cellular component (GO): elongator holoenzyme complex
Molecular function (GO): protein binding
Source: RefSeq, a predicted model, not a curated record
ACAGAAGAAAUUUUCUUUUAUGUCUAGGAAUUUUCGCGUUAAAAAGGUAUCAUCUUUUAAAAUGAAUAAAAACAGCGGCGUGCAUGGCGUAUUGUUAGUUCUCUAAGGUUAGAUUAUAUGUUCACAAUCACUGUAUGUAUUAAUUAAGAAUAAAAAAGAUAAUGACAGCAUCUUAUAUAUCAUGUGCCUGUAAUCGGGUCCCACAUUCUACUGAUUGGGGCAAAAAUGGACUUAUUUGUUACGCAGCAUGUCAUGCAGUUGCAAUUUAUGAUCCAUUUGUUUCAAAAAUUGGCAAAGUAACAAAUACACUUUACCGACAUAAAGAGCGUAUUAAUACUUUACGAUGGAUUAAGCAUAGAAACUUACAAGCUGAAUUUGAAAUAUUAUCCAGUUCAGUAGAUGGAACAGCUAUUAUAUGGAGCAAAAUUGAUGAACAUUACAGACAUACGUCUAUUAUAGAACAUGGUGACAUUCUGACAUUUAGUAAUUCACUGUACCUUUCUGAUGAUAAUUUUCACAUUAAUGAAAGCUUUCCAAAACUGUUGAUAUGUACUGGAUCAGUAAAAGGAGAUUUAAAAUUAUGGUUGAGAAAGACAUGUGGCACUGUAGAAUGCUUUCAAACACUUACAUUUGGAACAGAGCUUCCAAUAGAAGCUUGUUUUUAUCAUCUACCAACAACAAAUUUACCAUUUUUAGCUGUUGCAAUUGAAAAUUCAACAAUUGAAUUAUAUGUACCUGCUUACAAUGUUCCAGAAGAAAGUAAUUUCAUAAAAGUACAAGUUCUAAUUGGACAUGAAGAUUGGGUAAGAUGUAUGGAUUUUAGUUGGGAUACAGAAAAUAGUAUUUUGUUGGCAAGUGGAUCUCAAGAUGCUAUGAUACGUUUAUGGAAAAUAUCUGUAAACAAAACAGAAUUAUUAAAUGAUGAGUUAAGUCAAAAAGAACAAAUAUUUGUAGUCAAUAAUAGAAAGUACAACAUCACUUUGGAGUCUGUAUUAUGUGGCCAUGAUGGCUGGAUUUAUGGCGUACAUUGGUAUCCACAGCAGUCAAAUAAGAAUAAUUUAAAAUUAUUGUCUUGCUCGUUAGAUAAAUCUAUGAUUAUAUGGGAAUUAGAUGAAGUAACUGGAAUUUGGUCUGAAAAAGUAAGAGUAGGUGAAGUUGGUGGUAAUUUAAUGGGUUUUUAUGGAUGUAAAUUUAGUGGGAAUGGAUUGAAUAUAUUGGCACACGGUUAUCAAGGAUCUUUUCAUAUUUGGGAAUAUUCAGAUGAUGCAAAAAAUUGGAUCCCAAGGUCGGUACCAAGUGGUCAUUUUGCAGAAGUAGUUGACCUUAGCUGGGAACCAAAUGGAAGGUUUCUUGUAACUGCAAGUACAGAUCAAACAACAAGAAUCUAUGCACCUUGGCAAAAUGAAAAAACAGAAUUUUGGCACGAAAUUGGACGCCCACAAAUUCAUGGAUAUGACAUGUCCUGUUUAGUCAUGUUAACUCCCUGCAUGUAUGCUUCAGGGGCAGAAGAAAAGGUUGUGCGUAUAUUUACAGCUUCAGCAGCAUUCAAGAACUGUUUAAUGAAAAUUGCCAAUGUUGAUGAUUUUAAAAAUAUGGUAGCUGAUAGUGCAUCAGUACCUGCUCUUGGAUUAACCAACAAAGCAACAUUCGAUGAUAAUAAUAAAAUAAAGACUGCAAAUCAUGAUUUGAAAAAUGAAAAUUAUAUUCCUCCAACAGAAGAAGAGUUAAUGCAAAAUACAUUAUGGCCAGAGGUACAAAAACUAUAUGGUCAUGGAUAUGAAAUAUUUUCUAUAGCUGCUAGACACGAUGGAUCAUUAUUAGCAACUGCAUGUAAAUCAACAUCAUUCGAAUAUUCUGCAAUAUUAUUAUGGAACACAAAUACAUGGACACAAACUCAAAAACUCGUGUCUCACCAGCUAACAGUAACACAAAUGGAAUUUUCACCAAAUGAUAUAUAUUUAGUAUCUGUAUCUAGAGACAGAAGGUGGUCGUUAUUUAAAUUCGACGAUAAUAUGUAUACCUUAAUUGCAGCCAGUUCAAAGAAAGAUAAUCUUCAUAGUCGUAUAAUAUGGUGUUGUUCAUGGACAUAUGAUUCAUCUUUCUUUGCGACUGGUUCUAGAGACGGAAAAAUCGGAGUUUGGAAUCCAAAUUUUAGAGAUAAUAAGAUUAUUCCAACUACAAGUUUAGAUUUGAAAAGUUCUGUAACAGCACUUGCUUUCUCUUUACAAAAUAUUUCAGAAAAUUCUCACGUUUUAGCAAUAGGAUUCGAAACAGGGUACAUAGAAAUACAAAAGAUAAAAAGAUCUUUUGAUAAUUGUGUAUGGGAAAAAUAUAUUGUACUUGAUUCAUCUCAAGCACAUCAUUUAACUGUAAAAAGGCUUAAAUUUCGACCACAAAAGGAACAUUUAAAUACCUUACAACUAGCAAGCUGUGGAUCUGAUCAUACUGUUAAAAUAUACAAUAUAAAUAUUUCAAAAUUAAAAGAUUUAUAAAAUAAUUGCAUUUUUAUAUAAUAAAGUAAAAAAUUUUAAUUAUA